GGUUUUUGGGAUUCUCAUUCUAAACAUCGUGGAUCGUGGCACAAUUUUCGCAAAAAAACUUAUUAAAAGGCCAUUAAAUUGUUCAAAUUUUUAGCUGUGAGAAAUUUCUUACUGCUUAAUUUCGACAGAUUCUAAGACAAAAUUGACAUAAAGGUCCUUCCAAUCUUGUUUUUUUUAGAUAGUAGAACUUUCCCUCAUUGCAAUAUCUGUGACUUCUUCCAAAACAAUCGCCAUUUCAAAACAAUUCCCUCACUCCGGAAAACAUGUCUUUUGUGAUAAAAUUCGCCAAAGGAGUCCGGAAUCACUGGAAAAAGUCCACUUUUGCCGCGGCCCUGGUCACAUAUGGAGCCUCUUAUGCCAAUGACAAGGCCAAGAUCAAUAAAUUAAUGAGGGAAUACUGUCUGGAAGCUUCAGUUUCCGGAGAUGCCACUGCUUCUGUUUCCCAGCCACCCAAGAGAGUCCUAGUUUUGCUGAAUCCUGCGGCGAACAGACGCUCAGCAGAGGAAACAUUCAAGAAAUACUGUGAGCCUAUUCUCCAUUUGGCAGGAUUUCUUGUAGAUAUCGUCAAGACGGAUUCUGAAGGACAUGCCAGGAGGCACAUUGAGCAGCUGACUAGUUUUCCGAGUGCCAUAGUUGUGGCAGGAGGAGAUGGAACGCUGUCAGAAGUAGUGACAGGGAUGAUGAGGAAGAUUGACAGCAAUGAAGCUUGUCCUAUUGGGAUUCUUCCAGUUGGACGAACAAAUGCUUCCUGUGCUGAAGAUUUCCCGCGUCAGAAGCAAAAUCGGGUGGAGGAGGCUCGUCAAUUGGCUGAAGCUGCCAUUUCUAUUGUCCGGGGGAAUGUGGCCAGGAAAAAUGUGAUGAAAAUCGAGGUUGUAUCAACAGAAGAGGAGGAAUACCGACGCCCGGUUUAUGCUGUGGGAUCAUUUCAAUGGGGAGCUUUUAGGGAUAUCUUGUCCCUGAGGGAUCAGUAUUGGUAUACUGGUCCUUUCAGGGAGUACAUGGCAUUCCUGGUCAAUUCCUUCAGUUCCCGUCCGACAUGGGAAUGCGAAGCUGAUAUCAGGUACACUCCUCCCUGCACCGGAUGCAGGAAUUGCGGGGUUACUGCGAAGAAGCCCAAUGUCCAUGAAGGUAGAUGGUGGACUAGAUUUCUUCCCAGAAACACGGUAAACUUAGCUCCUGGAAAUGAUUUCUCGAAGGUAGUUAAUGAAAUGUGCUCGAAGGAAUUUGUAAUUGAAGGGAAGCACUCUGAAGUGAUUAUCCAGACAGCUCCAGAGAGUCUACGGAUGAAACUCGCAGAGUUAGAGGAUUCUGCUUUUAGUUAUAUUCUGAAGAGCUGGAAGAGAUUGCGGGGAAUUGAAGUGGACAGUACGGCUGGGAAGGAACCUAUUGAAGCAAGAACUGUUCAAAUCCUUCCAGGAAAUGAAGAUAAUCCUCCCAAGGACAAGUACUAUGCCAUUGACAAUGAAGAAUACGAUGUGAAACCCAUCAAAAUAACCCUUCUUCCUCGUGCUAUCAAUAUGUUUUCUCCAGAAGUCGCAAAAUAAAUCUUGAUUGUAACUUA
Molecule: messenger RNA, 1561 nt
Organism: Phlebotomus papatasi
Lineage: Eukaryota; Metazoa; Arthropoda; Insecta; Diptera; Psychodidae
Gene: Mulk
Product: acylglycerol kinase, mitochondrial
Exons: 2
Coding region: 264-1544 (426 amino acids)
Biological process (GO): ceramide biosynthetic process; protein insertion into mitochondrial inner membrane
Cellular component (GO): mitochondrion; TIM22 mitochondrial import inner membrane insertion complex
Molecular function (GO): acylglycerol kinase activity; ATP-dependent diacylglycerol kinase activity; ceramide kinase activity
Source: RefSeq, a predicted model, not a curated record